UACUAAAUUAGAACCCCAAAAUCUGGGUCCUUACUAUAUCCAUGAUGUACUACCCAAUGGGGUGUACAAACUACGAAUGAUCGAUGCUCUGUUGUAUUAUGUCAGCUGCGACUUUUAUAAAAAGCCCCUUCUGGACCUCUCUCUAGAAAAGAAGAAUAAAGAAAUUUUAUUAGAAACCAUGGACCCCGUUGAGACCUCUUCCAACAUCCAAAAAACUCUCGCCUUACUUAAGAGUCAAAUGGAGAAAGCCAGCCUGGAAGGAACGUAUAUGGUAUCUUCCAAUAGUGAUUUAUAUUUCACGGACCAACAAACCCAAAUUAUUCAAGCUGAGGGUCCCAAAUGUGAGAGCGAUGGUCAGAGGCUUCGUCAAAGGAUGCCAGAAUUUCUCCAUGAUAUUCGACGCAGCGGAAUUUCUUCCACUUCAAUCAAAGCUCCUCCAGGAGAUACCUGA
Molecule: messenger RNA, 451 nt
Organism: Racocetra fulgida
Lineage: Eukaryota; Fungi; Glomeromycota; Glomeromycetes; Diversisporales; Gigasporaceae
Source: the annotation of a GenBank genome assembly